Molecule: messenger RNA, 1671 nt
Organism: Zychaea mexicana
Lineage: Eukaryota; Fungi; Mucoromycota; Mucoromycetes; Mucorales; Lichtheimiaceae
Exons: 5
Coding region: 1-1671 (556 amino acids)
Source: RefSeq, a predicted model, not a curated record
AUGAAAAAAACAGCCGAGAAUAAACCAUCUAAAUCACAUUCUUCACAGCUACAACAGCAGCAACAAGCGUCAGCAAUUUCGCGGCAGGUGCUAAAACCAGGCGCACCGUCGUCCUCUGCUCAGGCGGAAAGUAGCAGUGGCAGCAGCAAUGGCAGAACGCUUCUUCGACGAACAGAAUCGGAUUCUGCUCAAGUGGCACCUCGGCAAAAAACGGCGCAACCACUACGGAGCAGUAAAAUCUCACAAAAGCUUGUAUUGUUUCCCCCAAAAUCCGUUGAACCAUCAGCGGUUGGUUUGGAAAAUGUCCUUCCUUCGCCAACUAAACCAGAAUUAAACCAUUUCGAGCAUCUUCAUGAAGAAGAGGAAGAAGAACGACGACAACGACAACGACAACAGCAAGAUUGGCAACAGCAACAACAGCAUGAAGGAUGGAGUCCUUCCAACGAAGAACGAGAGACAGCAGAGAUUCUACGACCGUCGUACGGUUAUCGAACAGAAGCAGAGUACAUGACACAAGACGAGCGCGAUCUUGCUAAUCUUCCUCGGGUCACAGCAUAUUCUACGGGCGAAGGUUACUCGUUGGGUCCUCUUCGUCAAUUUUUACGUCAGCAUCAUCGCGUUACUCCCAGACUAUACGACGAGUGUUUAUAUGCGGCAUAUCACUUUCCAUUAUUGACGAUGCGUCCUGGUAAAGAAAACUUGCUCAACGUGCGUGUACGUAGCGCGUCUCCACUUACUGAGAGCAUUUCCGACGAUAGCGAAAUGGAUUACGACGAAGAUACAUACGAACAAAACGGCAUGGAUACAGUCGGAUCGCAUUUGCAUGAACACGAUGAGGACAUUGCUGUCAGCCCUGUUCGUCACUACAACAGUAGCAGCCACAACGGAAGACUGCAAUCAUCCAUCUCAGCGCCUGUUUCUCCAGUAAAAGAAGAUAUUCCAACAUCCCCCAUAGCGACAAUGGCUACAGAAGCACCAACAACAACAGCAGAACCAUCAGCUAUUACGCCUACGACUCCGCGACGUGAUAGCAUAUUUUCCGGCGGCGAAGUUUUUCUUUUCGACUAUGGUGUGGUUGUAUUUUGGAACUUCAAUCGGGCUCAGGAGAUUUUGAUGCUUGAGGAUUUUGCACAGUUCUCGUUGCGUCCGUUCCGAGAUAAUCCAGAUGAAGACAUGCAGAUUGAAGAAAUGCACUUUCAAUACGACGUAUCUCAAGUCAAGCCUCGCAUCUUCAACGAUAUGAUUACGUUAAAAAGCAGCAACCAUAUGAUCAAGUUAACUCUGUCUCAUGGAUUAUCACAAAGCGCGACUGGACGGCUAGUGAAAAAUAGAGUAGAAAUCACCAAGGUUAACGGUCAACUAUUCAGCUUGCGCAUGAAUGUCAAUUUGGUUUCCAAUGUCCUUGACACACCGGAAAUCUUUUGGUCCGAGCCUGCUUUACAACCCAUGUAUAACGCUAUCAGAGAUUACCUGGAAGUCCCGCAACGCGCAAAAAUUCUGAACGAUAGACUGAAGGUUAUCUCUGAUUUGCUUUCCAUGCUCAGAGACCACCUUACGAACUUUGGAGUGGAAUAUCAGACGCUGAUCAUCAUCUACCUCAUCAUCAUCGCUGUUAUUGUUGCAUGCUUUGAAAUCGCUGUCAAGGUACUGCAAACAAUGCGUGUGCUCUAA